Molecule: messenger RNA, 7331 nt
Organism: Hippoglossus stenolepis (Pacific halibut)
Lineage: Eukaryota; Metazoa; Chordata; Actinopteri; Pleuronectiformes; Pleuronectidae
Gene: zfyve9a
Product: zinc finger, FYVE domain containing 9a
Exons: 19
Coding region: 487-4086 (1199 amino acids)
Biological process (GO): endosomal transport
Cellular component (GO): early endosome membrane
Molecular function (GO): metal ion binding
Source: RefSeq, a predicted model, not a curated record
CUGUUUUUUUUUAUUAUAUCAUUACAUACACAUUUGAUUUAUUGCUUUUAAAUGCGCAGGAAAUUCACUUUUAUUUUGACAUGGCAUCCCAGCCGGAAGUGGAGGACAUGACCUGCAGCUACCUUGACGGUUCUCCUCAUUUUUCCCUCAAUAUUCAAGCGGAACAACUCCGGCGGAUCUCGGGCUGGACUUUCCCACGAGUGCAGCAGGAGUCGGGCGGUCGGUGGCGGGUCGGUGUCUCGGCGAGGACACGCAGAAACAGCCCCGGAAAGACGAUUAGCUAUGACGGACAGUGACGGAGGGGCUCCGCGGGACCGCGCGUAACAAGAUGAGGAUUCCUCCGGUGUGGGCGCUGGGCGCUUGCCAGACUGGGUGAAGUGACAGCUGAGAGGGAAACCUGCUGAGAGAGAAACACGGCCUGGGACUGCUGAGGAGGACCUCUGUGCAGGUUCACACGGCUGUCGUCAGGGUGGAGCUUCCUGACCCAUGGAGAAUUACUUCCAGGCCGAGGCCUUCAACCUGGACAAGGUCCUGGACGAGUUUGAGCAGAACGAAGAUGAAACUGACACACCUAUUCUCUCCGAUGCCAAGUGGACCCAGAUCCUGGCCCCGCCGGCUCACCUGCUCUCUCUGAACCCCGCCCUGGCCCACGCAGACCUCAGCCCCCGGGAGAGUCCGCUGCCCUUCAAGAGUCUCCCCGACUCCUCCUCCAGCACCUCCCCGGGGGCAGACCCUAAAAGGCUCCCUGGUCCUGAACUUCCAUCCUGGGGAGAGGAGAGGCCGGCGGACGUCCACAGCCCGCCGCUCCCCCAGCCCAACAUCGGCAAACUGGUGGGAACCGACGACCUCUCGCCGCCCCCUGUGACGGCAUGUAGUGCAGUGGAGAAUGGUUGCGCUGCGAGCCCACAACACGAUGGGCUUAGCGAGGAGAUAAGUUCUCCUCCAGACUACGAGCCUGGUGCUUCGGACCAGGCGGUUACACCUCAUCAGGAGGAGAGAGCUGCCUCAGCUGGAGGGGGAAGCUCCACUGUCAGUCACACUCACUUUACCUUCGAGCUUGGACAAGGACAGGAAGAGGCUCCGUCUGAGAAAAUUCAUCCAGAUGUGGAAGCAACCACACAAAUAAGGGAAGGUGUCACAAAGGAGGCCAGUGCAGCUGUUUUACAGGACGAUAUUCAAGAGAGACAAACUGCAAACUCAAACCAGGAACACCGAGAAAGUCUCCUGAAUGGGGAGAGAGACGUUCAGUCUGGUUGCGAGGCAGAACAGAAUGGUGCAUGUUCUCCUAACUGGGUUGGAGACGAGAGGAGAUGUGCUCCUGAGGGACAGAUCGAACAGCUCCUCAGAAUAACAAGCCUUUCCAAUGGUUCUGAGCAGGAGAGGAGUAAUCACUCUAAGCUGACAGACGAGGAGGAGGAAGAGGAGGGGGGUUUCUCUCCCUCUCCUGUCCCCUCUAAAGAGGACUCUGUGACCGAGGAGAAAGAAAUGGAGGAGAGCAAGCAGGAGAGCGGCGAUGGAGGAGCGCUGGGAUCUGGUAGCAUCCAACCAAAACUCAACAAUCGGCUGCAGCCGGUCAGUGUUCCCUACGGAGGGGCGCGGCCGAAGCAGCCGGUCACCCUCAAACUCCAGAUUCCUCAGCCGCUGUCCAGCCAGGUCCAAAACCAGCUCCUCAGCAAGAACAAGAACCUGGAGAACCAGUGUCGGAGGAGCACGCCGUCUGAAACAACCCUCAGUGUGACGGAUCAGACCGCAGUCAGGGUGAACGGAGAUGGUGUUGUCCACUCUCCUUCCCUGAGGCCUUCCGAGAGCCCAGACAAUGACCUCCAGGCCGGACAGCAGGGCGCCCUGUGUAAGAAGCCUGCCAGCUCCCUGGGUGAGGUUGGCCCUGUGUGGGUGCCCGACUCCCAGGCUCCCGUCUGUAUGAAAUGUGACAUCAAGUUCACCUUCACCAAGAGGAGGCACCACUGCAGAGCCUGUGGCAAGGUGUUCUGUGCAACGUGCUGCAGUCUGAAGUGCAGGCUCGUGUACAUGGACAGGAAGGAGGCCCGCGUCUGCAUCACGUGUCACACUGCUCUGACGACUGCUCAAUCAUGGGAGACCCCGACCACUGGAAACAACCAGAGUCCGAACCCCAACAACCCGGCGGAGUACUGCUCCACCAUCCCCCCUCUGCAGCAGGCUCAGGCCUCUGGGGUCCUCAGCUCCCCUCCUCCCACCGUCAUGGUGCCUGUGGGAGUCCUGAAACAGUCUGGCAACGAGGGGUCCCUCACACGUGAGCAGAGGAGGGUGUGGUUCGCAGAUGGGGUCCUGCCCAAUGGAGACGCAGCCGAGUCCCCCAAACCUCCGACCUCCAGCCCGGCCCCCUCCCACUCGCUAGCCAUCUCCUCGGGCUCAAGCAAAUCCUCCACUUCUGAUUCCUCAGAGGCGGCCCACACCCCCGUUGCCCCGGUGGGCAGCCCCGUGGGCAGCUCCGUCAGUCUGAUUCCGGAGGACGGGCUCCCUCCCAUCCUCAUCUCCACCGGAGUCAAAGGAGGUACGGGAGGCCACAUCACAGACUACGCCGUGGAGGAGCGGCCGUCGGAGAUCGUCCUCAUGCAGCAGCUGGAGGAGGGAGGCCCAGACCCCCUGGUCUUUGUGCUCAAUGCCAACCUGCUCGCCAUGGUCAAGCUGGUAAACUACGUGAACCGGAAGUGUUGGUAUGUGACGACUAAAGGCAUGCACGCCGUGGGCCAGGCGGAGGUGGUCAUUCUGCUCCAGUGUCUCCCCGAUGAGAAGACCAUCCCUAAAGACGUCUUCACCCACUUCGUGCACCUCUACCAGGAGGCCCUCAGUGGCAACGUGCUGAGCCACCUGAGUCACUCCUUCUUCACACAGAGCUUCCUGGGCAGUAAGGAGCACGGCGGCUUCCUCUACAUCAGCCCGUCCUUCCAGUCACUGCAGGACCUCCUGCUACCGAACCCGCCUUACCUCUUCGGCAUCCUGAUCCAGAAGUGGGAGACGCCCUGGGCCAAGGUCUUCCCCAUCCGCCUCAUGCUGCGGCUGGGUGCAGAGUACCGCUUUUAUCCGUGUCCGCUGUUCAGUGUCCGCUACAGAAAACCACUCUUCGGAGAAACCGGUCACACGAUCAUGAACCUGCUCGCAGACUUCCGUAACUACCAGUACACACUGCCGGUGGUGAAAGGGCUGGUCGUGGACAUGGAGGUGAGGAAGACGAGCAUCAAGAUCCCCAGCAAUCGCUACAACGAGCUGAUGAAGGCCAUGAACAAGUCCAACGAGCACGUGCUGGCCAUGGGGGCGUGUUUCAACGACCGCGCCGACUCCCACCUGGUCUGCGUCCAGAACGACGACGGCAACUAUCAGACGCAGGCGAUCAGCAUCCAUCACCAGCCGCGCAAAGUGACCGGCGCCUGCUUCUUUGUGUUCAGUGGGGCUUUGAAAGCCUCGUCAGGCUUCUUGGCAAAGACCAGCAUUGUGGAAGAUGGUGUGAUGAUCCAGAUCACAGCCGAGACCAUGGACUCUCUACGGCAAGCCCUGAGGGACAUGAAGGACUUCACCAUCACGUGCGGUAAAGCCGACCAGGAGGAAAACCAGGAGCUCGUGCACAUCCAGUGGACGGAGGACGACCACAACUUCAACAAGGGUGUGAUCAGUCCGAUUGAUGGAAAGUCAAUGGAGUCCAUCACCAGCGUCAAGAUCUUCCACGGCUCCGAGUUCAAAGCCAAUGGCAAAGUCAUCCGCUGGACAGAGGUCUUCUUCCUCCAGAGUGAGGACCAGCCCAACGGCCUGAGCGACCCCGCCGACCACAGCCGCCUGACGGAGAACGUGGCGAGGGCGUUCUGCGUGGCGCUGUGUCCGCACCUGAAGCUGCUGAAGGAGGACGGCAUGGCCAAACUGGGACUGAGGGUCACACUGGACUCGGAUCAGGUGGGUUACCUGGCAGGAAGUAACGGUCAGCCCCUCCUGCCUCAGUACCUGAGCGACCUGGACAGCGCUCUGAUCCCCGUCAUCCACAGCGGGGCGUGUCAGCUGAGCGAGGGCCCCGUGGUCAUGGAGCUGGUCUUCUACAUCCUGGAGAUCAUCUCCUAGAAGACGCAUACGUCCCCACCACCUCCUUUUCUUUUUUGUUUUUUAACCUUCCGACACAUCUCACAGCCUCCGUCCCUCCGUCACCUCCCUUCAACUGUUUGCACUUAAAAACGAGCCUGAAAACUGUGCCGUGCCAGGUGGGGUAGCAUUCCUCAAGUCAAACCUAUGCAUCCAGCCGCCGCCUGCUGGGCUCCGGAGGUCGCCUGGGGCCCGAGGAAGCUCAGAGCGGGCGCUCCGAUCACACUGGGUCCGUCCGGAUGCCCACACUGUGCACGACGAGUGAAGUGCCUGAUGAUGUGACCAGUACUUACUUCCACAUGUUAGACAAAUCAGUCUGAUGGACCAGGCAGGUUUAGGACCACAGACACAGUAAAGAGGAGAGUAGAACUAUUAAUAAAGACGCUACAUCAGGAGAGAGAGGCAGAGACAUCACUUUAUUCUGUUGGAUAAAGUUGGAUAUUUAUUAUAUUUAGACGAUCAGUUUCAUCAAGAAGUUUAAGCUGUUGAUAUGAAGUGAUAAUAAUCUGUGGAUGUGCAGCAAUAACAUGUAAAGUUUGGAGAUUCGUGUGUUGACUGGUGUUGGUCCUAACAGCACAAAGUACGAACAGCAGCUGGACUGAUGUGGUUCAGGGAGAUGAGAAUAGAAAUGAUUAAACUGACGAUUAUUUUCUUGAUCAAACAGGUGAAAAACAUCCGUUACAAAUGUUUGAUUUGAUCAGUUUUCCUACAAAGUAAGACGAGAGGAAAUAAAGUUAAUAAAGUGUAAAAGUCCAGCUGGUCCUCAGAGGGACAGAAGAACAGAGAGGGGGACACUGGACCUUCAGCUGCAUUUACACAAACUCCGUUAACUCUGCAUCUUCCCUCCGGGUUGUGUUCACGUUCGUUUGUUUGUGCGUUAAAGCGUCACAGACGUGAAACAACCAGGAAAUAACAAGUUGUUUCUCCGAUUCGCUGCUUUGUUCUCGCUGACGUCGCUUUAGCUCUUUGACUCGAAGACUCUGGUUGGAAAGUUGAUCAAAUUCUUUUGCUCUUUUUUUAAACUUGCAGAGUAUUUUUGACGAGCUAGAGUUGAUUUGCCCUCACUUAUGUUGAAUCAGUAUUAGUUAGGUGUGUGUGUGUGUGUGUGUGUGUGUGUGUGUGUGUGUGUGUGUGUGUGUGUGCCCCCUGUCUGACUCACUGUGGCAGCCUGAAGGCUCCUGAUCAGGCCUCUGUAGCACGGAUGCUCUUACGAGAGGAGACUCGUCCUCCACCGCUGAGACGUUGGGACUUAUUUCUCUUUGGUCGCGUCACCAAGGAAACUACAAAUCACCGGCUGAGGAGGGAGAAGGUGUCUCUGUGUGGUGGAGCAGAUUACUUCUUCUUUUCUUUUUUUUUUAAGCGCCGUGGUUCUCAGUGCCUGCAGCAGCGAUUCAUCAACGAGGGGGAGAAAGGAAAAACAUCCCGGCUUCACCUCCUUAAGCUUUACUCAUCAAUCACCAGAUGCUUUACUUCAUGGACAAACGUGUCGACUGCUUGUACAUAUUUUUUUUGUAGGCAGAACAAUCUCCCGUCCGUCACGACUCUGACAUGCGCAGCCUCCGGAGAUCCCACUGAGAGACAAGUAUUAUCGAAGUGACCGUCACACACUCGUCUGCUGUGAAACCCGAUUUCAGCCCCUUUGUCCGAAAGCAGCCGGCUCAUGAAAAGGUUCCAAUGCUUUAUCCAGAAACUCAACGUGUACAUAAAUGGGGAAAAAAGACUUUUUAAUCUCAUCACAAAUCAUCAGCGCUCGGUGUUCGUCCGGAUAUAAAAACCCCCUUGAGUUAUUUUAAUCAUACAAAGAGAAUAACUGUCGAAGAUGUAAAGAUGUAUAAAUAUAUAAAAAAGUGUAUUAAACUUGCAGAAGCAGUGCACUGGAUUCUAAGCCAUCUACAGGAGAGUGGAGGCAGGCGUCAGGGUCACUGCCACUGUGUUCUGGAAAAAGUUUCUCCAGCAGAAGAGGGAAGGAAAGUUUGGUGUUUGAAGAUCUGGGGGGGGUUCCUGCAAGAUCGACUUCAAGCUGAAUGUAUCUCAUCUCAUAUUUUCUGCAGAAAAAAAACUCCUCAUCCUUCCAAAAAAAUCCAUGAAAUCAGCAGCAUCCUGCUCCCCGGACUUUUCACGAUUUAAAAAGUUUUGCAGACCUGCGUUAGGAACCGAUCUUCGAGGGCUCGUCUUCGAGGGCCUCAGCCGUCUGGAGGUCGACCUGCAGCCCCUCCGUCUGCUCCGCUCUGCGCUCUCCCUCCGCAACUUGGACCUGGAAGAUCAAUCUAAAGAAUGUAUUCCUCCCGUUUCUGUUCAAAUCGGCAAAUUGUGUGUUUUUGUUUUUCUUUCCUUUUUCAUUUCCUCGCUAGACUAAUCACCAAAAACCUCUGAGCAGUCGUCCACCUGUGUUACGUCAUCGCAGCAGAGCCUCCAUCCUUAGUCGGGCUAAUGUCAAAACCAGAAGGGGCUACGCAUUAAAAACUUAAAGUACUGUUGUUGCAGAACGAGAGGUUUUUACUAUCGGAGAAAAACAAAUCUCGUCAUCACAAGUGAGAAUCAGACAAUCACAUGAAAACCUGCAGAAGAGCCGACACGUAGAGAUGAAAUUAGACCUGCGUUCGUUUAUUACUCCAUCCGAAGUAUUUCACACGCCAACUGUAGCAAAGUCAACGUUAGUGAGAGCAGAUUAAAAACCGCUCAGAGGUCAAAGGUCACCAGUUCUGGGUUAAUUCACUGAUUAUACCAGAGCUGUGAAUCUCUGCGUCGUUUUCAUCAAUUAGCUCAAAUGAGGAGGAGACGUAAGGUUUUGUUUGUCAGGCUUCUCCCUGUUUUUCGGUUGAGUGUUAAUUUUUUAGUUUUUUUUGCGUUAUCCGACGUGUGCAAUAUGUCCUUGAUCCAAAAAAAAAAGGUGCAAUUUGUUUGAAAAAGUAGCAUUAUUCUUAUUUUUCUUUUGUCGUAUUCAGUUGUUACGAUCCAAAACUAAACACUGCAUGCAAACAGGAACACGCUUGAGAAACAGUGGAGAGUAAAUCAGCCGGUUUUCUGCUCGUGGACGAAACGUGAAAAACAAUCCACUUCGUCGCCGACUGGGUUUUUUGUUUGUUUUUUUUUUUCAAUUAACAUUGGUCGAAAUGUUUGAAGCCAAAAACCAUGUACAUGUUUUUUCUUUACACUACAAAUGUCAAAAAAAGUGGUCUUCAUUAAAAAAACUGUAGUAUAUGUACAAUAAAAACUUAUACAAAAUA